AUGGAAGAUGAGAUUGCCAAGUUGAGGUCUCAGCUUGCUGAAGAACAACACCGGCGCAGGGAGGAGCAACGCCGACGAGAACAGGCCGAGGCUCUGGCUACCGAAGAACAGCAUCGACGCGAGGAAGAGCAGCAUCGACGCGAGGAAGAGCAGCGCCGACGCGAGCAAGCCGAACAGCAAACCAGGCAGACAACACUGAUGGAAUACAUCCAACUAUGCCAUGACCUCAUCUUCUCACAGUUGGUUAUUGAAACAGACAAACGUCUCACAUCAAAAGGUUCCAUUACCAAUCCACGAGAUAAGUGGUGUCCUGCACUCAUGUUACCAUGGUUGGAUUUCUUUGAUCAGCAAAAAGCUGUCUUCCGCGACCUUCAUUCCACCUUUCCUGGCGACACAGAGGCCUUUGAAAGUCGGAGUUUCCUGCAGGGCCUUGGCGAGAGGAUAGCAAGAGGAAAGGUAGCAAAUGAGAGAGAUCUAGAAUACUUCCAACAUACCAGUGUUGAGGAUCCCGUACGGUCCAUCAUCGAGCGGUUCAGGACAGAGGGCGGGGUCAAGAGCGAGUUCGACAUUGCAGGCGGCAUUGUUUUCGAGAACCAUCCCAAUGCCAUAAGCGACAUGGCCGAAGAAGUACUGGCACGUCGUGCUGACACCACCCAAGCGCGACCGACAACGCCAAAUCAUGCCCUCCGAAGGGGAAGCAGACUCUGCCCGGAUCAGAUCUGUGUCUACCGAGAUGACGGUACGCAGCCUGGUGGACGAACCGCGGCCUACAUCAUCGAGUACAAGGCACCACACAAGCUUACCGCACCGCACCUUCGCCUUGGUCUCCGUCGCAUGGACAUUUGCAAAGAGGUUGUAAAUCGGAGUACCAUCCCAGCGGCUACGAACAAUACAGAGCGGUUCCGAUAUCACGCAGAUAAGCUGACAGCAGCUGCGGUCACACAGACCUUCCACUACAUGAUCGAGGGUGGACUUGAGUAUUCAUACUUAACAACGGGCGAGGUUAUCGUCUUUCUUAAGAUUGAUUGGUCCGACCCUACCAAGCUCUAUUAUCACCUGGCAGAGCCUGGCCCGGAAGUUGCCGCACACCCGGAUCAAGCAGGCUAUUGUACGGCAGUUGGCCAAGUCCUGGCAUUUAGUCUAAUGGCUUUCGGCAAACCGGGUCAACGGCAAAAACAUGCACAGGAAGAGCGACGUUCGGCAAUGAAGCACCUCCAGACAUGGACCGAAGACUACGAAGAAAUCCUGCGCUCCAUCCCAGCAAGCGAGCGACGAGCACCUCCAAAUUCGGCUGGCUAUGAGCCCAGCACGUACAAGAAAGUGAAUCGAUCACCGUAUGACUUGCGUGGCAAGAAGAAACCGAAGAGAUUGAUAGUUGACCAAGAUCGUCCUGCUGCUGGCACCCCUGGUAGGAACCAGACCCCAGACCCGUCUGAGGACGAGUCUGAGCAGCACUUGUCGCACAGCCCAACGCCGACCGGCUCGAGAAAUCGCAGCCGGCCUGGGCAGCACAGCCAACCAGAUUCAACACAGCAAUCUUGCGGGGCCAACACCAGUACCUCGCCUCAACAUCAGUACUGCACGAAUAAGUGCCUCUUGGGACUGGUGCACGGAACUUUCCUUGAUGAUCAGUGCCCCAAUGUUGCGCUGCACCGAGGGAAGAAGAACGGCGAUUGUCAUCCGGUCUCGCACUCCCAGUGGCUUCAUCUUCUCAAGGAACAGCUCGAGCGGACAUUAGACGACGGCAUCGUAUGUCUCGGGAAGCAAGGAGCACGAGGAGUCCUAUUCCAAGUUACACUACUCGAGCACGGCUACACGUUUGUGAGCAAGGGCACAAUCUCGGAGUAUGUUCAGGAUCUCGAACACGAAAUCUCGGUAUAUCGUCGACUUAGUCCUGCCCAGGGCGUUGAUGUGCCUGUCUGCUUAGGCGCUAUUGACCUCCGUGAUAUCUCACGCAUCUAUUAUUACGACUUUCGCGUGCGGGUUGUCUAUAUGAUGUUUUUAGCAUGGGGUGGCCGAAGCUUGCAUGAUCUGGACCCUUCUGACACCGUCCCCGCAAACCUCAGCUACGCACUGGUUCGGUCGGUGCAAACGCUGCAUACAAUGGGAGUGGCACAUGCAGACGUCCGGAUGUCUAACUUCUUAUGGAACGAAGAAAAUUAUCGCGUCAUGAGUAUCGACUUUGAGCGGGCGAUCUUGAUGGAUCCUCCACGGCUGCCUCUCGCCCAAGUCAAUACCAACAAGAGAAAACGAACAGCCCCCGAUCUACAUGACAAGCCAGCAGCAAAGCCAGCUUCUCAAGCCGACUACCGUCGGCUGAUAGCAGACGAUAUUUCAGCAGCCCGGUCGAUUUCGUAA
Messenger RNA from Anthostomella pinea, 2358 nucleotides. The record is from the annotation of a GenBank genome assembly. Lineage: Eukaryota; Fungi; Ascomycota; Sordariomycetes; Xylariales; Xylariaceae.